Messenger RNA from Lobosporangium transversale, 1755 nucleotides. RefSeq lists its product as hypothetical. The coding region runs from base 254 to 1702 and encodes 482 amino acids. Gene Ontology annotation, molecular function: protein binding. The record is from RefSeq and is a predicted model, not a curated record. The transcript has a single exon. Lineage: Eukaryota; Fungi; Mortierellomycota; Mortierellomycetes; Mortierellales; Mortierellaceae.
AAAAAAUAAGGAGGAAAGAAAACAACUUUAGAGUUUAGUUAAUUGAGCCAAUGAACCUCGAUGGUCCCUUGGCUUGUGCGCGAAUUGUAUUUAUUGGUGGAUUAACAGCCAACUAUUCUCAUCUCUCAGAGCUCAUUCAUCGUCUCCAUCUGUUCUUCUUCCAUCUUCUUUUGUUUAUAUAAAAAAUACUUUUGACAUUUCCUAAUUAUUUCUCAUAUUCUCAUAACAUAAGCAUAUCCUCAGCUAAAAGAAAAUGACUGUACAAAAUCCCCUGGAUCUACCAGAGAUACUCUCAUGCAUUGGUGAAUUUCUAAGGCCCCAAGACCGCAUUCAUUGUCUACGAGUGUGUAAAACAUGGUACCGGACUUUAUUGCCUCAAGCAUGGAGGACUAUCUGCCUUCCCCCUAUGAGUGGCGUUAGUAUGCAGAUAUCACCAAGGCUAAAGGAUUCAUCACCCUCUAUGGAGUUAUUGGAACGACAUGGCCCCUUCGUACGCACUCUAGAGACGACAUACCGCAAUAAUAUGCACAAUAGCAAGCAUCAAUACUUCUCUAACUUGACUAGCCUCCGGACCUUGAAGCUAUGGAUGACAGAUAAUGAUAAUGCAGAUCGAUUGGACGCCAGAUCAAAUUCAAGCACACAUCUACCCUUACACUCACAUUCACAAUCUUACCCACAUUUACCUUCGCAAAAAACAAUGAUAUUGAUCAUGGCUAAUAACUACGACCUCUUGACCACGCUCAAAGUAAAUACAGCUGCGUAUGGGCGGAGACUCCCAAAGGGCUUUUUGAAUGCUCUUACGAACUUGAGGGCUCUUAAGUAUUUGACGCUAUCCAACAUCAUGAUGACAAGGGAGCAUGUGGAGGAUCUUCGAAGGCUUUGCUGUAUUCGCCUAGAGAGCCUGGCCCUGAUGGAAGUCCUUAUAGUACCAAAUAAGAGCAAUAACCAUAAUAGUAACGACAAUGGUACCAGUAGUAACAGUACAGUAGCAUUGCAUCCGUUCCCAUAUUUACGGGAAAUUGGAAUGUAUCAUGUGGAAGGCUUCGAUGGUCAAGAGCAGUUUGAUUUAAUUCAUCAUUGUCCGCUUCUCGAGAGCCUGAGCUGGUAUUCAAGUCAGUUGGAGAUGACAGAGGUCUCAGUUUUGUUGGCGAAGCAAGUCUUGACUGGAACAUGGCCAUUUCUUAAAAAACUAUCCAUUCAUCUGAACGGUAUGUCAGAUUCAACUUUAGCUAUGAUUCUGAGCGGGUUAGGGGAACGGACCGCAAAACUAAAUCUUGCAGGGACAGGAUUUGGACCGUUGAGUUUUUCAAAACUGCAGCCUGCUCAAGCAUUGAGUGUUUUGAAGCUGCAAGACUGUGUGCAUUUGACAAGCGAAAUGCAACGAAAGAUCUUGUGCUCCUGUCCAGGGUUGAGGGUGUUUAUAGGUGAGGCCAUUGUGGCCAAGGAGGUGGUCAUCCAUGAGGAUAGGCCUUGGGCGUGCCAGUUGAUAGAAACACUGGAUGUUCGGUUCCUAUUUGGUGGUGGCCAUGAUGAGGGUUGCAAUAAUGAUGGCAGUGAAGAGGAUGAUGAUAAGGAAGAGGCUGAAGAAAAGCUAUGUCAUAAAGAAUCCAGGGUCUCCAGCAAAAAGAAGAGAAUGUCUUCACAAGAUAUUUGGAAUGCUAUUCAAGCACGCCUCUCUGAAUUGAAGUAUCUUAAAAGAUAGUAGAUAAUAACGCCUCACUCUUAUGUUUCUAUGCCAUCUUCUGCACAAUCCAC